This is a messenger RNA of Papilio machaon (common yellow swallowtail), 1829 nucleotides long. RefSeq lists its product as uncharacterized. The record is from RefSeq and is a predicted model, not a curated record. The transcript has 2 exons. NCBI's taxonomy places the organism in Eukaryota, Metazoa, Arthropoda, Insecta, Lepidoptera, Papilionidae. The coding region runs from base 45 to 1217 and encodes 390 amino acids.
AUUAAAAUUUUAUAAAAUAUUUAAAUACGAUUAAAGAAAUAAAAAUGAAUAAAAUUAUGCAAAUUCCUAAAGAGCUGUCGGGAAUCAUUCCUAAAUUCGAUGGAGACGAAAGCUUAUUAAACCUAUUUAUUAGGAAAUGCGAAUAUGUAAUUAAAUUAAGUAGAGAAACAGGUAACCUAGAACAAGACAUAUAUAUUUUUCAAGUAAUCACGUCUAAGUUAGCAGGCAAAGCCGCAACUUUAAUUAGCGAACGACCUGAUAUUGAAACUUGGAACGAACUCAAAGCCGCGUUUGAACAGCAUUUCGGUGAUCCGCGUUCCGAGGAGUGCAUAGCAAUCGAAUUAGAAACGUUGAAAAUUAAGAAUGGCGAGUCAUAUCUAGAUUUUUGCAACAGAAUUCAACAUAUUAAAAGCACAUUGUUUGCGAAGGUAAACAGAAUCAGUGACGCAAAUCUGCGCAACAGUAAAAUCACUAUCUAUGACCAUAUGUCGAUGAAUGUGUUUCUUUAUAACUUACCCGAGGACCUAUUACGCAUCGUGCGACUAAAAGGUUGUACCUCGCUUGAAAACGCCCUAAGCAUUGUCUUAGAGGAAGUAAAUUUCUUAUACCAAUAUCAGACGAGAAAUAAAAUGUUUAGAUCACAUAAUAACACACAGCAAAAGCCACAAAUAACACAAAAUCCUUUUAUAGAUAAGAACGUUAUGAAACCCUUCUUUUCUAAAGACACGCAACAAAAUAACUUCAAAUUCGGAAUACCCCAGCAAGGUAACUUACAAACUAAACCUAUCUACCAGGCGCAAUAUAGACAAUCGCAGCCAAAUUUUAAAUUCGGUAUCACACCAGGUACAUAUAACACAAAGCCGAUAUAUCAAACACAACCUAAAUUUACUCCAAGUAAACAAUUUAAAGUACCCCAGCAACAAUUUGGUUAUAGACCACCAUCCCAUUUAAUAAGACCACAGUUUCAACCUAAGUUGCAAUCUACGGACGUUAGCAUGCGUACCGCACCCCCUGUAAAGCCUCAAGCUUUGCACAUGAACCAAUUAUACAACAACGAAGAAAAUGACAUUCAGUAUGACGAAAAUGAAUACUAUGUUGACGAAAAUAAUGAAUAUUACCCAGAUGAAAAUAUUAACUCUCUUAGUGAACAUAACGAAUCUCUAUUAAAUGAAGACGAAAAUUUUCCCAUAAAAGCCUUAAACAAAAACCCGAAAUAAUAUAUAUAAAUUACUGCGACCCUAAACUAAAAUAACCAUAUAUAGAAAUCCCAGAAUUAAAUGCAAGGUUUAUGAUAGACACCGGUAGUUCAAGAUCGUUUAUAAGUCCUGAAAAGGCUAACGAAUACUUUCAUAAUUGUAAAGAAUAUGAGCCUUUUGAGGUAAUCAGUACACACGCGUCAAGUUUCCAUAAUGAAGUAAUUUUAACACAACUGUUUCCCAUCUUUAAUACGAAUAAAAUUCACAAAUUUUACAUAUACGAUGUAGACGGAAGAUACGACGGACUAAUAGGUAGCGAUCUUCUCAAACAGUUAAAUUCUAAAAUAGACAUGAAAAAUCAAAUACUAUAUACAGAUUCCACAAAAAUUCCAAUUAUUUACAAUCCAUCCAAUGAAAUUAAAAUCGCACCCCGUUGCAAACAACGAGUUAAAUUACCCACUAAUAUUUUAAAUGGCGAAGUAAUUUUAAAUUAUACGGAAUUUUGUAAUGGCGUUAGAAUGCCAAGCGCACUUGUUAAAUGUCAGAAUGGUUACGCAACCACAGUAAUUCAAAAUACAUUGGAUAAAGAAAUCACCUUAAAGAUAACAAAACCCUUUGACGUAACCCCAUACA